Neltuma alba is the source of this 1867-nucleotide messenger RNA. RefSeq names its product catalase isozyme 1. Gene Ontology annotation, molecular function: heme binding; catalase activity. Gene Ontology annotation, biological process: response to hydrogen peroxide; hydrogen peroxide catabolic process. Lineage: Eukaryota; Viridiplantae; Streptophyta; Magnoliopsida; Fabales; Fabaceae. Gene Ontology annotation, cellular component: cytoplasm; peroxisome; plasma membrane. The record is from RefSeq and is a predicted model, not a curated record. The transcript has 8 exons. The coding region runs from base 122 to 1600 and encodes 492 amino acids.
CAUUUUAACGAAGUUUUAUAUAAAUUUGGUGGAUUGGUAGAUGAGGCCCGAAGUCGUGUGAUCUCCAUUCGAAGGAGUAGCUCUUCCCUCUUGUUUCGAGUCGCUGCGGGUAACCCUGUUCAUGGAUCCGUACAAGUACCGCCCAUCAAGCGCCUUCAAUUCUCCCUUCUGGACUACAAGUUCUGGUGCUCCGGUGUGGAAUAAUAACUCAUCUCUAACUGUCGGAUCUAGAGGUCCAAUUCUCCUGGAGGAUUAUCAUCUGGUAGAGAAGCUUGCAAACUUUGAUAGGGAACGCAUUCCUGAACGUGUUGUCCAUGCUAGGGGAGCCAGUGCAAAGGGUUUUUUUGAAGUCACACAUGACAUUUCUCACCUGACGUGUGCAGAUUUCCUUCGGGCACCUGGAGUUCAGACACCUGUCAUUGUCCGUUUCUCUACUGUUAUUCAUGAGCGUGGUAGCCCUGAAACUCUGAGGGAUCCUCGAGGCUUUGCUGUGAAGUUUUACACUCGGGAGGGUAACUUUGACCUCGUGGGGAACAACUUUCCUGUCUUCUUCAUUCGUGAUGGAAUGAAGUUUCCAGACAUGGUCCAUGCCCUUAAACCCAAUCCCAAGUCCCACAUCCAGGAGAACUGGAGGAUUCUUGAUUUCUUCUCCCACCAUCCAGAAAGCCUCCACAUGUUCUCCUUCUUAUUUGAUGAUUUGGGUGUCCCACAAGAUUAUAGGCAUAUGGAAGGUUCUGGUGUUAACACAUAUACCUUAAUCAACAAGGCUGGAAAAGCACACUAUGUGAAAUUUCACUGGAAACCCACUUGUGGUGUUAAGUGUCUUUUGGAGGAAGAUUGCGUCAAAGUUGGAGGAGCAAACCACAGUCAUGCAACUCAAGACCUUUAUGAUUCAAUUGCAGCUGGAAACUAUCCUGAGUGGAAACUCUACAUCCAAACAAUAGAUCCGGAUCAUGAAGACAGAUUUGACUUUGAUCCACUUGAUGUAACCAAGACUUGGCCUGAGGACAUUUUGCCCCUGCAGCCUGUUGGUCGACUGGUCUUGAACAAAAACAUUGAUAACUUCUUUGCUGAGAAUGAACAGCUUGCAUUUUGCCCUGCCAUCGUGGUACCUGGAGUAUAUUACUCAGAUGAUAAGUUGCUCCAAACAAGGAUAUUCUCCUAUUCUGAUACACAGAGACACAGACUUGGACCAAACUAUUUGCAACUUCCUGCUAAUGCUCCCAAAUGUGCUCAUCACAACAACCAUUAUGACGGCUUCAUGAAUUUCAUGCAUAGGGAUGAAGAGAUUGAUUACUUCCCUUCGAGGUAUGAUCCUGUUCGACAUGCAGAAAGGCACCCCAUUCCUCCUCCAGUUCUUACUGGAAGGCGGGAAAAGUGCAUAAUUGAAAAGGAGAACAACUUCAAGCAACCUGGCGAGAGAUACCGAUCCUGGGCGCCUGACAGGCAAGAUAGAUUUGUCCGUCGGUGGGUUGAGGCUUUGUCUGACCCACGAGUCACACAUGAGAUCCGCAACAUUUGGAUAUCAUACUGGUCGCAGGCCGAUCGUUCUCUUGGACAAAAGAUAGCUUCUCAUCUGAACUUGAGGCCAAGCAUCUAAGGUUGGGAGAGUUGCUGAUGAAUGAAGAGUGUAACAAACAUGGGGCAUAUGCGAGUUCGGGUCAUCCGAAAGGAUCAGUAGUCAAUGCUUUCCUUGCAGUAUGAUGUCAUAUACCAGCUAGGAUAUUAGCGCCAGGAGAUAUGAUCGUAUGCACAGUGUAAUAGGAACAUUUGUUUAAAAAUUGUGUCUCUUAUUACCGUAUGCUUAACCGUUUGGGGACGGUGUCAAUUUAAUAAACUGUGCUCGUAAUUUGUGUGAUAGCUCUUU